Messenger RNA from Necator americanus (New World hookworm), 453 nucleotides. RefSeq lists its product as uncharacterized. NCBI's taxonomy places the organism in Eukaryota, Metazoa, Nematoda, Chromadorea, Rhabditida, Ancylostomatidae. The record is from RefSeq and is a predicted model, not a curated record. Bases 1 to 453 code for a protein of 150 amino acids. The transcript is spliced from 4 exons.
AUGUUCAAAACCGCUGGUGAAGUAUGCACUGGCAACGAAGAACGACACGAAUCACGAAGACUAGCCUUGAAAAUUGCAUGUGCUAAUGGACAUACAAAAAGCUCGAAGAGAAACCCGAAGUUAUCUACGGAGUUCUCGUGCAUCCAGACGGAGUUGUUAAGUGCCAUACCGCCAUGUCUGGCCUAUGUACAAGGAUUUUUCCCUGCCCUGCAAAAAGGACUUAUUGGAAAAGUUUAUUUCAAAGAUGCAUAUCUACCUGAUACAGUACUACUCCAUAGUAGUACUGGAACUUGUCCUAUACGAGUACCACCUGUUCCAGCUCUGAAGCUGUAUCUGCGCCGCGAAAAGACUUUCAAAUACCGCGAUGACCUCGAAGACGUACCGGGCGACUUUUUGUCGUCCCAGUCCUCUUCCUUCUCGAAUAAAGGCGCUGAGACUUUGCCCAUUGAGUGA